Molecule: messenger RNA, 1766 nt
Organism: Ostrea edulis (European flat oyster)
Lineage: Eukaryota; Metazoa; Mollusca; Bivalvia; Ostreida; Ostreidae
Product: alkaline phosphatase-like
Exons: 11
Coding region: 89-1720 (543 amino acids)
Biological process (GO): dephosphorylation
Molecular function (GO): alkaline phosphatase activity
Source: RefSeq, a predicted model, not a curated record
GAUAUGAUGUCACACUUCGUCUUAUCCUGCCUUUUAUCUUUUAUCAACAUUGCACUGUAUUUUGGAGCUAGGAGACCACAAAAUUGGGAUGAUAAUCCACACUCGGCAGAACCUGGUGUCCGUCAUCAUGUUCCUUCAGAAGCUUGCUGUCCUCCUCUGCCUCACCCAUCACGUGGUCCGGGCCCCCCAUGUGAUGUACGACAAGACCAAAUAUAGUGGCAAUGGGGAAACUAGAUAUUUUUGGAGAACAGAAGCCCAGCACACAAUGCAGGAAUCUCUGAAGAAUCAGCCAAUCGUUGGAACGGCCAAAAACGUAAUAAUGUUCUUGGGUGACGGAAUGGGUGUAUCCACCGUGACAGGAGCUCGUAUUCUGAAAGGGCAGCUGCAGAACAAAACAGGGGAAGAAACCGUUUUAGCAUGGGAGAAAUUCCCUAAUGUCGCUCUCUCCAAGACCUACAACCAAGAUCAUCAGACGCCCGACUCGGCGGGGACAGCCACCGCCUAUCUAAGUGGCGUGAAAACUAACAUGGGAACCAUUGGAGUCGACGCCCAAAUCGUGCGAGGUCACUGUGAUACUACUCAGGCCGCAAAGAUCACAUCGAUCUUGGACUGGUCACUCGCAGAAGGAAAGUCUGUUGGUUUCGUAACAACUACGAGGGUGACCCAUGCUACUCCAGCGGGAACUUAUGCCAACACAGCGGAUAGGAAUUGGGAAGGUGAUUCAAGUAUGACGCAUGUGACAGGCGGAUGUGAAGACAUUGCUCUGCAAUUAGUAAAGGAUAAUCCAAACAUCCAGGUAAUUAUGGGAGGUGGAAGAAGAUUCUUUCUCCCAGCGGACGCCACGGAUCCAGAGCGAGGCUUAAACACAGCCUAUGGGAGAAAAGAUGGCAAAAAUCUCAUUGAAGAAUGGAUGAAUGACAAGAAACGAAGACAUAGAACAUUCAAAUAUGUAUGGAAUGAGACAGAUUUCAACAAUGUGGAUCCUGCAAACACAGAUUUCCUCUUGGGUUUGUUUGAAUCAAGCCACAUGAACUAUGAGGUUGACCGAAUGGACCCUCAUUAUGAAACUGCUGGAGAACCACACAUCAGAGAUAUGACCGAAAAAGCCAUCCAAAUCCUCUCCAAGAAUCCAAAAGGAUUUUUCCUCCUCGUAGAAGGUGGGAAAAUUGACAUUGCUCACCAUGGAAGCGAGUCUGUAAAAUCUCUGAAUGACGUGGUGGCGAUGGAAGAGGCAGUUGAAAAGGCUGCAUCCAUGACAAAUGAACAAGACACUCUAAUUGUUGUAACUGCCGAUCAUUCUCAUACGUUUGUCAUCUCUGGAUACCCAAUACGUGGGAAUGGGAUCUUUGAUUUGAUGUCUAGCACACCAAAUAAACUUUACCUUGCCCGGGACCACAAUCCAUACACGACUUUACUGUACGGUAAUGGUCCAGGGGCCCAUUCUCACCGGCAAGAUCUACGUCACGUUGACACAACUGAGAAGCACUACGUUUACCAGUCGGCCGUUCCAUUGUCUUCAGAAACCCACGGGGGAGAAGACGUCGCCAUUUAUGCACGAGGACCAAUGUCCCACCUGUUGCACGGAGUGCAUGAACAGAACUACAUUGCUCAUGUUAUGGCCUAUGCUUCCUGUGUCGGAGACUAUAACGCACCCGCUCACUGCGCAUCUAGUGCUGCUAAACACAGCACAGCAACGACUAAUAUAUUUGGUAGAAAGUAAUGCUUAUGUUAGAGUAUGAACUUCAUUAAACAUAUAAUGCAAAUAA